Messenger RNA from Capsicum annuum, 647 nucleotides. Its product is annotated as TMV resistance protein N-like. The record is from RefSeq and is a predicted model, not a curated record. The annotation marks the transcript as partial. The transcript has a single exon. Gene Ontology annotation, biological process: signal transduction. NCBI's taxonomy places the organism in Eukaryota, Viridiplantae, Streptophyta, Magnoliopsida, Solanales, Solanaceae.
GCAUAUAUAUCUGUAUCAUUUAUCAAAGUUCGGAUACCUUUUCAGUAUUCAUUAUGUUGCAGAAUAGUGGAAACAUUUCAACUUUCUAUUUCUUCAUCUGAUAAUUAUCACACAGUGUGUUCUCUUUUUCAGACAUUCAUGGCUUCUUCUUCCUCUAUUGCGAGUAAUUCACAGUACCGUCCUCGAUGGAAGUAUGUUGUGUUUCUAAGUUUUAGAGGUAUAGAUACUCGUAACACAUUUACAUGUCACUUGUAUGAAGGUUUGGAAAACCGGGGAAUAAACACCUUUCAAGAUGAUAAAAGGAUAGAGGAUGGUGAAUCAAUUCCAGAAGAACUCCCUAAAGCUAUCGAAGAGUCUCAAUUUGCACUCGUUGUUUUCUCAAAGAAUUUUGCUACGUCGAGGUGGUGCUUGAAUGAAGUAGUGAAGAUCAUGGAAUGUAAUAAACAAGAAAAUGUACAAACAGUCAUACCGAUCUUCUAUGAUGUGGAUCCAUCACAUGUUCGAAAUCAAACUGGGGACUUUGCAAAAGCAUUUGAGGAAUAUGAACUAAAGUAUAAGGAUGAUGUUGAGGGGAUGCAGAAGGUUCAACAAUGGAGAACUGCUCUAACUGCUGCUGCAAAUCUAAAAGGACCUGAUAUCCGUGGCAA